Nematolebias whitei (Rio pearlfish) is the source of this 4207-nucleotide messenger RNA. RefSeq names its product neurotrypsin. The coding region runs from base 1 to 2892 and encodes 963 amino acids. Gene Ontology annotation, molecular function: serine-type endopeptidase activity. Gene Ontology annotation, cellular component: membrane. NCBI's taxonomy places the organism in Eukaryota, Metazoa, Chordata, Actinopteri, Cyprinodontiformes, Rivulidae. The transcript has 15 exons. Gene Ontology annotation, biological process: proteolysis. The record is from RefSeq and is a predicted model, not a curated record.
AUGAUCACCACGGUGCUCACCAGGCCGUGCACACGCUCCCCGCAGCUAUCCGGCUCGCUGAUGGGGCUCCUUGUUCAUCGUGCCGCACCCUGUCUUGUGCGUAAAAGCAGCUCCCACCCAGCAGCGGCUCCAGCUCCCGGAAGGUUCGGGCCCAGAGAUGGGAGAGGAGAGGCAGCAGCUCGGGUUGUGACACGGACACACCGGCCGGGAAGGAUGGCUCUCAGCAGCCGGGGAAUGUUGCGCGUGCUCGGAUCCGCCUGCCUCUGGCUGCCGCUGCUGGCGGAGGUUGUGGCUCAGGACAGUUACCUAAACGAGGUGCAGAACUCAGUGCCUCUGUCCUGCUCUGAGGGAUUCACCGAGCUGGGGUAUUACAACGGCACCGUGUCCCAGACCGACUCUGGUGCACCAUGUCUGAAGUGGACCGAGUUUCCAGACUAUGUCAUGCAGUACCCGGGCCGGGGACUGGGGGACCACAGCUACUGCAGGAACCCGGACCGCGAGUCCAAUCCAUGGUGCUUCUUCAGACAGAACUCUGGAGCCAUCGGCUGGGCUUACUGCGACUGCCACCAAGGUGCAGUUCGGCUGGUUGGCAGCUCCUUGUCUGGCAGUGGACGGGUUGAGGUUUACCUGAACGGCCAGUGGGGUGCGGUGUGCAACUCCCACUGGACAGAUCGAGAUGCUAGCGUGAUCUGCCGGCAGCUGGGUCUGGGGGAUAUCGGCACUGCGCUGCAGCACUCCCAGUUCGGCUCGGGCUCCGGCCUCUUCCACUACGAGCGACUGGGUUGCCGUGGAGAAGAGGACACCCUCAGUAGGUGCCGAAGCAGGACGUUCGUCACCGGUGACUGUAGCCAUGGAAACGAGGCGGCAGUGGCGUGCGCACCGCCAGAAGGAAGCGGUCCUCCGCUGCGAUUGGUUGGAGGCGAGGAGGACUUUGAAGGUCGGGUGGAGGUGUUUCACGCUGGACGGUGGGGCUCUGUUUGUGAUGACCAAUGGGACGACCGAGACGCAGAAGUGGUGUGCAGGCAGCUCGGUUUUGGGGGAGAAGCAAAGGCGUGGUCUUGGGCCCACUUUGGACAGGGUUCAGGUCCCAUCCUGCUGGAUGCUGUAAAGUGCACCGGGAACGAGCUGUUCCUGGAUCAGUGUCCCCACGGAGACUGGGAGCAGCACAACUGUGACCACAUGGAGGACGCCGGGGUCUCCUGUAGUCCUUAUACAGAUGGCGUGGUGCGUCUGGUGGGCGGAGACAGUCCCUGGGAGGGUCGUGUGGAAGUGUUUCACAACAGAGACUGGGGGACGGUGUGUGAUGACCACUGGACCCAGCAGCAUGCAGAGGUGGUCUGCAGGCAGCUGGGCUACAGGGGUCACGCUGAGGUUGUGGCGGACGGGACGUUCGGUGAGGGCGUCGGUUUGAUCCUCCUGGACGACGUCCGCUGCGAGGGGUCAGAGACGUCUCUGCUGGACUGUCGCCACGGGAUCUGGGGGCGCACCAGCUGCUCCCACAGCGAGGACGUUGGCGUCCGCUGCCGAGGAAGACCCGGCCAGGAGACCAACGAGGUGCCCGCCAUCGCGCCUUCCACAGGUCCCCUGGUGCGACUCGUGGGUGGCAGCAGCAGGAUGGAAGGUCGAGUCGAGGUGUAUCUCCAUGGAGACUGGGGAAGUAUCUGUGACUCGGGCUGGAGCGACCUGAACGCCGCCGUGGUGUGCAGACAGCUUGGACACAGUGGCAGAGCGGAGGCGGCCGGAGGGUUCGGUCGGGGGAAGGGACCCAUCCACCUGGACCAGGUGAGGUGCACGGGGAAGGAGGAGUUCCUGGGAGAGUGCCCCUCACUUGGACAGAACAUCCAGGGCUGCAGACGCAGGGAGGACGCAGGAGUGAGGUGUGCCGUCACGCCACGGGAGUCGGCGUCGAAGACCGAGCCUCAGAAUGUGAGCUGUGGGCUGAGAAAGCUGGUGGAGGAGGACGGGAAGAGGAGGGACCAGAGAGAGGACAACAUGCUAAAGACGUCGUGGCCAUGGCAGGUGUCAGUGUGGCUGCAGACUCAGGAAGUGGUUGGUGGCCCCCUGUGCAGUGGCACCUUGCUCAGCCCCUGCUGGGUGCUGACGUCUGCUUCCUGUGUCAGCAGGUUUGGCAGCGACCCCUCCAGGUUCGUGGUCCGAGUAGGAGCAUCGGAGCAGAGCCUCACUCCGCAGCAGGUGGUGCUUCACCACAAGUUCAAGGGUCAGAGCGGAGGCCAUGAUUUAGCCAUGCUGAAGCUGCCCAGCACCAAGGGUCACUGUUUGACCUUUGAACCCAACACCAACUCAGCGUGCAUCCCUGCUGCUGAAGCUGCAGUGAGAGAAAAGACUCCAUCGUCGUGUGUCGUCAUGGUUACCACCAGCUGGACAGGACCAGACUCUGUUAUCGCCUCCUGGGUCCCUCUGAUGUUGUCAUGGCAAUGCAAGAAGCGCUAUGGCAACAGCUUCUCCAGUCACGGCACACUGUGCGCCGGCAGUCCUCCAGACACUAGCCUUCUCCAUAGCGACGGUUGCCAAGGCAACUCUGGAGGCGGGCUGGUGUGCCAGGAGGAGGAGACCGGUCGAUGGAUCCUCACCGGGGUCGUCGCCGGGGGUUACGGCUGCUCCGACCCGUCCUCCCCUGCGCUGUACGUGCGGGUCGACCGCUUCAGGAGCUGGAUCGACGAGGUCAUGGGCGCGCACGGACAUCCCAAGGAGGCGCAAAACCAUCCGACUCACACAGACGGUGACCUUUCCCAUCAAGAGGAGCACGUGCACGGCAAGCUCAAAUACAAAGAAACCAGCGAGGUCAAACACACACACUUACACACUCCUCAGCAGCCUGGCAUGAAAACGCACCACGCCGAGGGCGGCGACAAAAACAAACAAAUGGUCUGACAGAGGCCACCGGUCGCCUCCUGCUCCAUGUGACCGCCCGAGGAGAGGAAGGAGCGAAUGAAACGAUGCUUCAGCUUAACGUCUCGUUAAAACCCCAACUCAGCAUCGUGAAGUGUUUCUCAUCGUCAGACAGAUUCUCUUUACCGUAACCGACCGGAUGAAGACCGACGGGUCGUUCAGAGCGACAGCAUGCUAACCGGGACCUUUUUACUGAUAAAGAUAAAAAUAAAAAAAUCAGCACGGCAUGUAUUUAAAAGGACUGUGGCCUUGGCCAAAAAUGUCCGAGGGACAUUUUAAAGACGCAUCACACGUCAAUCUAUGCUAACUCCAUUUACGCCUCCGCUGUGCGAGCUAAAGGCUAACCAGCAGAAUGCGUCGUGUUUAAUAAUCCACGUAGAUAUUCUGCUGCAGCAGACGAGGCCCGUCUUUAAAUUAGCUUCUUAUUUUUUAAUAACGUGCUUCUUUUCCAAACAGACAUCUUCUUCAGGGUGGAGUCUCUUCCUUUACUGGUGAACGUGCUGUGGGUAGUUUAGCUCCAUAACUCCGGACCAUACCACUGAUUCACCACAUUUUAUUCUCUCGUUAGCAGCUUUUAUAAACCUCUAACACUACGGAGCCUUUUGCAUUUGUUGCGGCGGCCAUCUUGAACCAUGUCGACUCCUAAAAGCUGUAGAUGCACACUGAUCGCUCUCUAAAUCAACCUGGUUAUGGCUCGACUCUUAUGUCUCCAAAUGAAUAUCUGCAGCAGGUAAGAUUUAUAAAAGCUAAUGCGAUAUCUGCUCUGGAUCGUUGUUAAAUGUUCUAACACAUGGAGAAUCAUUGGUAUGGUCCUUGACAUGUGUACAGAAUAAUCCUGUCUUUUUAAAGCCAUUCGAAGCUGUCAGGUCCGACAUGUUUUUGUAAAACUAUAGGUAGAUUGAUCCCGUAGUUAUUUGCUCAGAUAGAUGGAUGGGUAGCUGCUUGUAGUGUUUUAGGUGAAUUAAACCCGGUGAAUGUGAAUCCUCUGAGCGGAUCCAUUCAGAGGAUGAUGAUGUUGCUCUCUCAUCAGGACCGUUUCACCAGAUGUUCCUUCUUUUUAUACGGUUGCUGUAAGCGUAUGGACUUGUGACGUACUGUGACUCAUUGUGUUGUGAAGCAUCUUGUUACCCGCUGCCGCCCGUCCCAAGCCGGCUGUUCUCGUCCUGUACAUAGACUCCAUGUUUUCUGCCCGGGCUCCUGUAAACACAGUUCGUCUCCAGGCUGCAGAGUAAAAACGCUCGUGUCGAAGCCAUCAGAUGUUCCUGUGCUGAAUCAUGGUUGAGUAUUAAAGCAUAAA